AUGAUCCUUAUACUUUCGACAGGUGGUGCCAGCGGCAUUGGUCGUUUCUUGGCUGAGAGGCUCGUUAGCAAAGGAAUGAAAGUGGUGGUUUCUGACCGGAAUUUCAAAGGUGCAGAAGAAGUUGCCCAAGACUUGAACAAAAAUGGCCAAGUCGCUUGGGCUGCGCAGGUCGAUGUGGCAGACUGGGAUUCGCAGAGAAAAGCAUUUGAGACUGCUGUUGAAAAACUAGGCAGAGUCCACUACGUCUUCCCAGUCGCCGGCAUCACCGAACGGCUCUGGAUUCCCAAUGAACCAAGUGGCGAUGGUUUCGUGAAACCUGAUCUAUCUGUCUUUGAUAUCAAUGGGACCGGAGCUCUGUAUACCUCUGCCCUAGCAACCCAACAUUUCCGAGCUCAACAACCCAACAAGUACGGGUUCCGUGGAAAGAGUAAUAGUGCUGUCGUGGGUUUUGUACGGUCCUACGGGAAAUUCCUGCCCGAGGAAAAAAUAACGCUCAACGCCAUAUGCCCAUGCAUCGUAAGGACUGGUAUUUCCAGCAACGAGUUCUACAACAAGAUCGAGGCGAAGGGGCUGCUGACACCUGUGGAAACUUUGUUGGGCGCGUUUGAAGAACUGCUGGGAGAUUGUACUACUUCUGGUGAAGCCAUCGAGAUUCUUCCUGGUAGUGGAGGCUCUAAAAUCAAGGAGCGUCCCGAAUAUACGAGUAAGGAGUGCAAAACAAGCGUUGAGUUGGCUCAUGCGCGGUCUUACAAGGCUUUCUUCGGAGCUUCUAGAGCUACUCAGUCCUAA
Messenger RNA from Clonostachys rhizophaga, 789 nucleotides. The record is from the annotation of a GenBank genome assembly. Lineage: Eukaryota; Fungi; Ascomycota; Sordariomycetes; Hypocreales; Bionectriaceae.